AUGGAUACGCUUCAAAAGGUUGUUAUUGACCCUCUUCAACCCGUUCUCCGUCCUAUCUCCUCCGCUCUCCCGCAACCUGUCCACGAUGUCAUCAUCUCCUUGGUCGGAUCGCCAUGCCACAGCGCCCUCCUCCUCGAUCUUGAUGUCACCAAGGAUCCUGCCUGCACGUCCCUUGCUAUCUCCAAGGCUCUUGGUAUUGCCAUCGUGGGUGCGAGUGCCAUCGUGAAGGUUCCGCAGAUCCUGAAGCUUAUCCGCUCGCGAUCCUCCGCUGGCGUAUCCUUUGUCUCCUACGCCCUCGAAACCGCCAGUCUGUUGAUCACUCUGUCCUACGGCGUGCGCAACCAGUUCCCCUUCAGCACAUACGGAGAGUCUGCCUUGAUUGCGGUGCAGGAUGUGAUCGUUGGAGUUCUGGUAUUGACCUUCGCGGAUCGCCCUACGGCUGCUGCGGCCUUCAUUGCAGUGGUUGCCGCCAGUGUGUAUGCGCUGCUCUUUGACCAGACCCUGGUGGAUGCGCAGACCAUGUCGUAUCUACAGGCUGGUGCUGGUGCGCUCGGUGUGGCCAGUAAGGCGCCUCAAAUCUACACGAUCUGGCGCGAGGGAGGAACCGGACAGCUGAGUGCCUUUGCGGUAUUCAACUACCUCGUCGGUUCCCUUUCUCGGAUCUUUACUACGCUGCAAGAAGUUGACGACAAGCUCAUUCUGUAUGGAUUCAUUGCUGGGUUUGUCCUGAACGUUAUCCUGGCGGCACAGAUGGUCUACUACUGGAAGAGCCCGGCGCAGCCCAAGAAGCGGCCUGCUCGAGCUUCUAGGCCACUGGAAAAGAUUCCUGCUGCUGAAAGUACUGGAGUAUCGCCCAAGCCCUCGGCCAAGUCGCCCACCACACGCAGACGGGGUUAG
Molecule: messenger RNA, 897 nt
Organism: Aspergillus lentulus
Lineage: Eukaryota; Fungi; Ascomycota; Eurotiomycetes; Eurotiales; Aspergillaceae
Product: putative monosaccharide-P-dolichol utilization protein
Source: RefSeq, a predicted model, not a curated record